AUGUUCCGCGAUGAGAGCCAACAAGUAGUCCGCAAGGCCAAGACCACGACGACGACGGCCGCCAGUCGUCGGGCCAGAAAGACCGCCCAUCGCACGGCAUCCUCGACCACUAGUAGUCCCCAAUCGGACAAAAGGGGUCGGGGUCUUCCUGGUCCUGGUCCUGGUCCGGUCUCGAUCUCAACGGAUACUGACGUCUCCGAUUUCAAUAAUAAUCAUGAUGAUGAUCAUGCUUCCCCCGAUCUGCAGCUGUCACCGGUGACGGUGCAGCAGCUGACUCCACAAUCUUCCCCUAUUGACUUUCAACCGUCCUAUCAGUUCACCAAGGAUGAGGCCGUCUGUUUCUUUCUGCGCUUCCAUGCCUGGCCGGGCGUGUUUCGAAUGUCCGAAGGCUCCACUGAGGUCUUUUCCCUUUCUGGGGCUACGCCGAGCGAGCAGGCUUUAAAUGCCUGUAUCAUUUCGGUGGGCACAGCGAUGCUCUCGCGUAUCAGGCAGUCUGCGCAGUUGAAAAUUGCCGCCGAGAAGGAGUACGGUCAUGCGUUGGGUUUGUUGACUUCGGCCGUCGCGGACGAGGAAGAAGCUAAGUCGAAUCCGACUCUUGCGGCAGUAUUAUUGCUGGCAAUUUUCGAGGUCAUCACGAGUAGGACUCUCCGAAGCUUUGAGAAAUGGACGAAUCACAUUUACGGGGCUGCUGCCUUACUGGAAUUGCGUGGUACUGAACAACUUCAGGAUGAGGACGGGUUGAAGCUCUUUGUCCAACUGAGAUUUCAAAUCAUUAUCAGUUGUUUACAGAAAGGGGCUCGCGUGCCCCAGCCAGUGCUCGAAUGCUCAAAGCUUGCCAUGUUCUUACGCCCACAGUCAGAGGCAUAUGGCGAUCGCCUGAUCAGCAUUGCCGGCCGACUGUCCAAUCUCCGGGCAGAUAUCAACGCCAAGAUCCUGACGGACCAAAAGGAGAUCCUAUCUACAGCGUAUACUAUUGAGGCGGAACUGAUGGCCUGGAUUGCCGCUCUUCCGCCCGAAUUUCUCUACACAAGUAUCGAGGACCCGAACCCCGACCUGUUGGCUCAGAGGAUAGGCAGCGGUCCUGCCCCGUACGGCGGGCGCUAUCACAUCUACCGUGACCUUUGGCUCUGUCACACCUGGAACCAAUACCGGUGUUCCCGGAUCAUCGUUAGCGAGAUCAUAUUAGGCUGUCUCCGGCGAAUCGCCAUCAACUCGAAGGCGGCGGCGGUGUCGAGUGAACUCCAAAGCCAUUGCAGUCGACUGCGCAGCACCACCCGCCAGUUGGCCAUGGAUAUCUGCUACAGCGUGCCUUUCCAUUUCGGCGUCGGCAACGUGGCAACGAAACCCCUCGACAGCGUCCCCGUAGGCCAGAACUACCUCGGCGGCUUAAUCCUCCUCUGGCCGUUAAUCCUGGCCGGAGCCACGGAGAGCAAACAUCAUCCUCUCCGGAGAUGGGUUAUCGAGUGUCUGUACGUGAUCGGACACAGCAUGGGCAUCGACCAGGCUCUUCUUCUCAUUGAUAUUCUAGAAACUGAAUCCGGCGUGUUCGACGGCGUACAGGACGGCGAAGACGGUGUUUUCUUCCGCGAGGCGGGCGGAACCACUGCCGGGAACAAGGUCUUGACAGGGACCUGGGGUCCUUGA
This is a messenger RNA of Aspergillus affinis, 1644 nucleotides long. RefSeq lists its product as uncharacterized. Bases 1 to 1644 code for a protein of 547 amino acids. The record is from RefSeq and is a predicted model, not a curated record. Lineage: Eukaryota; Fungi; Ascomycota; Eurotiomycetes; Eurotiales; Aspergillaceae. The transcript is spliced from 3 exons.